Messenger RNA from Racocetra persica, 604 nucleotides. The record is from the annotation of a GenBank genome assembly. NCBI's taxonomy places the organism in Eukaryota, Fungi, Glomeromycota, Glomeromycetes, Diversisporales, Gigasporaceae.
AUGGCUCCUUCUAGAAGAAAGAAAACCUCUGUGAAAAUUAGUAAGACCUCCACGAAACGUGAUACUCCUGCACAGUAUAAAGUACAAUUUCUAGGAAAAAAUAAUACUUUUUUUGAUGAUGAAAUUAAACAACUUAAACUUUGGAAGAGUAUUAUUGAGGAGUCAUCUGAAUGUGACAUAUUAGCUAGUAAAGGAAGUUUAGAACAAAGAUUUAAUGAUCAAAAAAUAAAAUACAAAGAAAAAGUUAGAAGAUUGGAAACAGAAAAUAAGCAACUUAGAAGAGAUAUCCUCAUUAACAAACGUGAAAUUUCUAAGCUAGAAGUUAAGUUGGCUAAGUUGGAAAGAGAUUAUGAAGCUAUGCAAUUAGAUAAUAAUGAAAAAGAACAAAAAAUUAUUCUUUUGGAAAAUGAGAUUGCGUUAUUGUCAGGAGAUAGAAUUGAAGAUUUACAAAAUGAACUCGAAUUAAUGAAUAAGAAAGUUAAUGAUUUAACGAUAGACAAAAAUAGUACAACAUCACAAUACAUUUCUCUAAAAAAAGAACAUAAAACCUUUCAAGAUUUUCAUAAACAACAAAUGAAAGAGCAAUUUAGUAUUGAAGAUACAA